Drosophila yakuba is the source of this 1267-nucleotide messenger RNA. Its product is annotated as mevalonate kinase. The record is from RefSeq and is a predicted model, not a curated record. Gene Ontology annotation, cellular component: cytoplasm. The coding region runs from base 6 to 1178 and encodes 390 amino acids. Gene Ontology annotation, biological process: isoprenoid biosynthetic process; cholesterol biosynthetic process. Gene Ontology annotation, molecular function: mevalonate kinase activity; ATP binding. The transcript has a single exon. NCBI's taxonomy places the organism in Eukaryota, Metazoa, Arthropoda, Insecta, Diptera, Drosophilidae.
GAACAAUGCACAAGUUCCAGGUCCAUUCUCCGGGCAAGGUCAUCCUCCAUGGCGAACACGCCGUGGUUUAUCACCGUCCUGCCCUCGCCGCCGUAGUGGGUUUGGGCACCACACUGAGAUUUCGACAGCUGGAGGCCAGCCAGGUGGCAAGUUUUCAACUGGAGGCCCUUAACUGCACGCUGGAGAUUCAGUUGCCUGAGUUCAACGCCUUCCUGGCUGAAUUUAGGAGUAACUACCCAUCAGACAGCACUGCCAAUCUUUUGGAAGCCGUCCGCGCAGAAGUGUCCAAACAACUUGAACGAUCCGGAGGCAAUGCACCCAAGCAGCACACGCAACGGGCAUUUGUCUCCAUAUACUAUUUGCUGGCCGGCGCUGUACUCUCCGCACCCGGCAACACAAAGCUGACGCUGCAAACCGGUUUCCAGGUGCAGGUAGACAGCCAGCUAACCGUGGGUGCUGGCCUGGGCAGUUCCGCCUCUUUCGGAGCCGCUUUGGCCACUACUUUUCUCAUUUUGGCCGGACACUUCGAUAGAGACAGCUACUUGGAAGAGGCAAACCAGGCGUUGAUCUCAACAUGGGCUUUCGAAUCGGAGCGCGUUAACCAUGGCACGCCCUCGGGUCUGGACAACACCGUGUGCACCUACGGCGGAAUGUUGCGGUAUGUCAAGGGUCAGGGCUUUCAGUCGCUGAAGAUCCAGAAACCACUGAACAUCCUGCUGGUGGACAGUCGUGUGAGUCGCAGCACCGCGGACAUUGUGGCCAAAGUGCGUCAUCUAGGAGAGGCCUUCCCGCAGCUCAUUGAAGCCAUUUGGCAUGCGUGCGAGGAACUUGUUACCGCCGCCGUUCCGCUCUACGAGAGCUUCGGCAAUGCCCAAGACGAUAGCGCGAAGUUCGAGCAACUCGAACGCCUGUUUCAGAUUAACAAUGAUCUGCUUAAGGCCAUCGGAGUGUCGCAUCCGAAACUGGAGCAGAUCUUUACCAUCGCUUUCAAGCGUGGCUUCUUUUCGAAGCUGACAGGCGCUGGUGCAGGUGGCUAUGUCAUCGUUCUGCUUCCUGAGAACUACGAGUGCAACGAGGUGUACUGGAAGCUCAAGGAGGAGCUCGAAUCGGCGGGCUUUGGUGUUCAUGUUACGACUGCCGGAGGCGAGGGAUUGCGUGUUAGUUCGCUGGAUGACUGAUGCGGUUUCGUUUUGUAUUGCUAUUGUAUGUAUUCGUGGUUUUGUUAUAACUUAAAAAUAAAGAUUUAUACAUGUAUUUUGUACGGCAA